Aricia agestis (brown argus) is the source of this 2900-nucleotide messenger RNA. RefSeq lists its product as uncharacterized. The coding region runs from base 537 to 2900 and encodes 787 amino acids. The record is from RefSeq and is a predicted model, not a curated record. Lineage: Eukaryota; Metazoa; Arthropoda; Insecta; Lepidoptera; Lycaenidae. Gene Ontology annotation, molecular function: zinc ion binding. The transcript is spliced from 3 exons.
UUAAAGGAGAAUGCCCAUUUCAGGCCCAUAGUGGACAGCUAUCUUAAGAUGAUUUACUUUGUCCAGAAAUGUACCAUAAAGAGACAUGAUUUUUGAUAACAUUUAAAUAAGCGCCACUAUAAUCAGUAAUAUUUCAAUAAAAAAGGGAAUUUUAUUAGUAUCUAAGCAUCUAAGCACAUAAAUAAAACAUAGUUGAGGUGAAAUGUUGCCCGAAGAUAAAAUAUUUUUACUAUGAUCAAUCGAUCCGGUUAUCGAUUUAUAAACGAAUAAAAUGAACUCAGGUUAAAUACAAAUAAUGGGCCGCUGUUGGUAAUUCUAUGUGGAAUUAACCAAAAGCAAAUAUUUAUCUUAAAACCAAUAUGUCCGUUUGUUACUUUAUACAAUAAAGAUAAAAAAGUCAUAUCGAUUGUUUUUUUACGUAACCGAUUUAUCGAUUUCAUUUUUUUGUGACAAGCGGCAACACUGAUGACUGAAAUGUGAAUGACAUUUUUCAAACGAAUGAAACUUUUGAAUGUUCGCUUGUUGCUUACUGCUCAAUGUGGAUGCGUUUUGUUUUGUUUUCGAUUUCUUUCACCGCGACCUGGCUUUCUUUCCUGAACUUGUUCCGGCUUUUCACGUACGACUUUGGCAUUAUUUUACUGGUUUUGUUCUCUCCUUCUACGAUAACUUGGCUCUGGAUUAAAGGAUUACGCUAUUUGAUUUUGCACACCAAAAUGUCUGAAGAACAUUGUGUAAAUUGUGGUAAUAAUGUUACCGAGAACCGUAUUUUAGAGCCCGAAGAAAUAAGCGUAAUACAGCAGUGGGUUGCACCGCAGCAGGUGUCAGGAGAUAAUGUUGUUUGCCACAAUUGCUGGGUAGCAAUAACUGAAAGUCUUGCACUACAACAAGGGCUAGAUGACUCUGUGCGUCUGAAUCGCUGUAUAAAUUGUGAUCGAUCGAUAAGAAGAAUCAGAAAUCACGAAUUACAAACUAAUUCGGAUAGAGAAAGCCUCAUUAGAAAUGUAAUAAUAGAAUGGAUUUCUCCACGAGAGAUUUUGUCAUCAAGCCGCAUCUGUCAUCCAUGCUGGCAGAGAGCAGACAGGGCCUCGGCAGCAUCAACAUCUGCUACUACAAGUAAUUCAGAAAUAAUUCUACCAAAUUACACGCGAGCUUCCAAUACACAAAGAUGCUGUAUUUUCCCUGACUGCCUAGAAACGGAAAGAAUACACAUUCCUCUGUCAAUUCGGGUGAGGCUGUUGUGCGAUUUAUCGUUUUAUGUUCCACAAAACUGUCGCAUCUGUAACUUUCAUUUGAGAAGCCGUUUAUGGGAUAAUUUAAUUGUUGAAGAUGGAAACCAUAGUUUUACUGCAGCAUUUAUUGAAGAUUUGGUAUCAUUGUUAAAAAAUCAGAUUGGUCAUAAUAUUGAUUUUCAAAAUAUUGAAGACAGUGAUGAUCACUUAGUUUAUUAUUGGCUCGGAAUGUCCAAACAUCAAUUUAGACAAAUAUUGGAUGAGGUUCCUCGACUAAAUAAUGCACACAGAGGUGCCACUGCACUUGCUGCAUACUUAACAAAACUGAGGACUGGUGAUUCAGACCAAAGACUCUCUACGCUGUUUAAGAUUCCUAGAAGUACUUUAGAGAGAUUAAUGUCAAUUGCUAGAGAAUUUCUGACUCAAGAUUUUGUACCACAAAAUCUGGGUAUAGAGCAUAUGACCCGACAAAACAUUGCUGAAAGGAAUUUAAUAAUUCCUAAUGGAUUAUUUGGAAGCACAAACCAAAUUAAACCUAUAGUAAUCAUGGAUGGAACCUAUGUAUUUAUUCAAAAAAGUUCAAAUUAUAAAUACCAAAAACAGACAUACUCAAUGCAUAAGCUAAGUAAUCUAGUGAAACCAUUUCUUAUAACAUGCACGGAUGGAUAUAUUUUAGAUGUCUUAGGGCCCUAUCCAGCAACUAUGUCAGAUGCUGAUAUACUUAAAAAUGAAUUUAUUUCUGAAAAUACACCAUUGAGGAGAUAUUUUCAACCCGGUGAUGUAUUCAUAUUAGAUCGAGGAUUUAGAGAUUCUUUACCACUACUGAGAGAAUGUGGGUAUUCAAUUCAAGUUCCAUCCUCAAGAGAAGAAGGUGAAUCACAACUAUCUACCCUUGAAGCUAAUCAUUCUAGAAAAGUGACUAUUUGUCGCUGGGUUGUUGAGGUCAUCAAUGGUGUAUUUAAACAGGCAUUUAAAUUGUUCCGGCAAGAGUUUUUUAAUCGAGCAUCAUCUCACAUGAUGCAAGACUUUGCAAUUGGUGCAGCAUUAAUAAAUAGGUUCCAUCCUAGAAUAUUAGACAGACCUGAUGCAAGUCAAAUAUUAUCAGUAAUAAAUGAAAAAAUGUUAAUUCAUAACACCUUAGCGGAUCAUGUAAAUGAACUUAAUUUAAAUCGCUGGAGGGCUCGAUUUGUGAAUAUUAAUGUUGGCUCUGAUAAUUUGACUAACUUUCCACGCUUAACAAUGGAUGAUUUAAUAUUAAUAGCUUGUGGUACUUACCAAAUAAAACAAGCGAGAUCUUACUAUGGGGAACAUAUCAGAGCCAAUGGUAUGUAUACUAUUGAGAUAUAUAGAGAACAAAACAGAAGACUACCAAGCCUAUUAAUUAAUGAAAACUGCUGGCUAUUACGUGCAAAAAUACAAAGCAGACAUGUAAAUCGAAAGGUAUAUUUUAUAUAUAUUAAAAUAAAUAACAAUUUUGUUGGCAGAGAUGCAAUUGAAUUAUAUUAUUGCAAUUGCAUAGUAGGGAAACGUACGGUAGGCUGCUGUUCACAUGUUAUGACUGUUCUUUGGUAUAUAGGUUGGGCUAGAUUUCAGUCAAAUAUAUGCCCUCCAGCACUAUUUUUAGAUGAUUUGUUGAUAGAAUAUGACAUUGAAGAAAAUAUAGAUACUUAA